AAGAGCUGUACAUUUUUCAUUUUAAAAAACUGGAAUUUUGAUAAUCUAAAUUUAACUCCAGCAAAAAUAAAAUUGUGACAAGAUUAGUAACCCACAUAGAUGAGAUAGAUCAUAUUCUUCCUGACUUAAAUUUCUCUGGGUUCUUUUUCAAUUUUGUUACUUGUACAGAUGACACUCCCUUCCAAUUUGAUCAAUUUUAUUCUUGAUGAUUCUGAUUCAGAUGACGAGUUAGAAUUAACAAUAUCUACUAUUGGAGAGCUACUCAACAAAAAAAGAAAAAUAUCAUUACAUCGUGGUUCAGUUUUUGGUCGUACUUUUAUAAGGCGUAAUAGAGUUCAUGGACAUCAUAAACUUUUUCACGAUUAUUUUGGAGAAGAUCCUGUAUAUUCUUCAACUUUAUUUCGAAGGAGAUUUCGAAUGAAUCGGUCUCUUUUUCUCCGUAUUCAAUCUGCUAUAGAAGCUCAUGAUCCAUAUUUUGUUCAGAAAAGGGAUGCUGCAGGAUAUUUAGGUUUGUCUUCUCUUCAAAAAAUUACUGCUGCAUUACGUAUGCUUGCUUAUGGAGUUACAUCAGAUUAUGUUGAUGAAUAUGUAAGGAUUGGAGAAAGUACUGCUACUGAAAGUCUUAAAAAAUUUGUUAAAGCAAUUGUUUCAAUUUUUUCAGAGAAAUACAUGAGGUCUCUGAAUAAAAAUGACAUAGAUAGAUUGUUAAAAGAAAACGAAAGUCGCGGGUUCCCUGGAAUGUUAGGAAGCAUUGAUUGUAUGCAUUGGAAAUGGAAAAAUUGUCCAGUUGCUUGGAAAGGGAUGUAUGUUGGUCAUGUUCGAGAACCGACUAUAAUUCUUGAAGCUAUCGCAUCACAUGAUCUUUGGAUAUGGCAUGCAUUUUUUGGACUACCGGGAUCACAUAAUGAUAUAAAUGUUUUAGAUCGAUCUUUUGUAUUUUCAGAUCUUGCAGAAGGACGAUCUCCACCAGCCAACUAUUCAAUCAAUGGGCAUCGGUAUUCAAUGGGGUAUUAUCUUGCUGAUGGUAUUUAUCCUUCAUGGUCAACAUUUGUGAAAACAAUUCCAUAUCCACAAAGUCAUAAGCAUAGACAGUUUGCCGCAACUCAUGAGUCUACAAGAAAAGACGUUGAACGAGCAUUUGGGGUAUUGCAAUCGAGAUUUGCCAUUGUGCGAGGACCGGCACGUUUUUGGCAUCGCGAAACUCUAAAAGAUGUUAUGAAAGCUUGCAUCAUAUUACACAAUAUGAUUGUUGAAGAUGAAAGACAUGUCAGUAAUUUAGAUUAUAAUUACGAUGCAUUUGAUGACACUCCACAUAUUUCAGUUUCGCAUGACCAUACAACAAAGUUUCUUGAGUUCAUUCAACGUCAUCGACGCAUUCGGGAUAGAGAUAUUCAUUCGCAGCUGCAACAAGAUCUAAUCGAACAUAUAUGGAAUAUACAUGGGAGUCGUAUGUAAGAAGUGAUAUUCUUGAAUUUCAGUUUAUUUAUAUUUUAGUUAUUUUGAGUUUAAGUUGUAAUUUGAUGCAGAGAUUAUAGGAAUUCUGUUACAAAGUCUAU
Mercurialis annua (annual mercury) is the source of this 1556-nucleotide messenger RNA. RefSeq lists its product as uncharacterized. The record is from RefSeq and is a predicted model, not a curated record. The transcript has a single exon. The coding region runs from base 169 to 1455 and encodes 428 amino acids. Lineage: Eukaryota; Viridiplantae; Streptophyta; Magnoliopsida; Malpighiales; Euphorbiaceae.